AUGCUGCUCAAAGCGAGACGGCUCAUAGGCCGCCUCCUGGUUUUCCUGCCCAGCUUUCUCCUGUUCGAGCGGGCCCAUAACGACCACCCUUCUCAUCGCCUCCAUGCAACCUCCUAUCUCGAUGGCCUUCGAGGUCUGGCCUCCCUAAUUGUCGCCAUUUGUCACUACACAGAAGACAACCACGAGUACUUGAUCCCAUCAUGGGGACUUAAUGAGAAGACGUCCUCUAUAUUACAAUUCCCGUUCAUCCGCGUCAUCUACUCUGGCCGACCCAUGGUCCAUAUCUUCUUCAUCAUCUCGGGCAUCGUCCUAUCACAAAAGCCAAUUCAAGCCAUUUACGCCCACGACAUUGAGAGAUGCCAGUCGAUCCUAGCAUCAUCAGCCUUUCGACGUCCGAUCCGCCUCUUUGGCCCCUGUAUCGUGUCGACUUUUCUGGUGCUCGUCUUGAGCUACGCUGGCUACCUCUAUCACCCACUCCCGACCCUCUCCGAACAGUUUGAAGACUGGGGAGCCGCUCUUCUUCACGGCAUCACCUGGCCGUGGUCGUGGGAUUUUGACCUGGCGCCGGCCUAUGACAUCCACCUCUGGACAGUCCCCAUUGAAUUCAUCCAUUCCAUGAUGCUGUUCAUGGUAGUCCUGGUUCUCUCACCCAUGCGUCGAAUGAUCCGACUUUCUGGCUUGCUGUUCAUCAUGGUCUACUGUCUGGCAUGUGGAAGAUGGGCCGCUUUCGAGUUUCUCGGCGGAUGUCUGAUCACCGAGAUGCAAUUCUGGCAAGCAGCACGAGGAACCAACCUGUCGAAAGCAACCGAUUUUGUCCCAAGACAAAGACCUAGGAUCUCCUCCUACGUCAUGGCGACAGUCCAUGUCGCGCUCGUCAUGUUUUGGUGGUUCAUCGCUGGGUGGCCCAACGAAAAUGCUACUCGCACACCAGGUAUCAUGUUCUUUGUCGACAGAACGCCCGAGCCCUUUGCUCCUGUGGAAGUUGACGAGCGACGUCCGCAGAAAUUCUGGUUCUGUCUGUCAGCCUUGGGUCUGAUCUGGACCAUUUCGCAGGCCAGGGUACUGCAAAGACAGUUGGAGGGGGCGUUGGUCCAACAUCUGGGCCGCAUGAGCUACGCGCUAUACAUUGUUCACGGGCCAAUCCUCAACAUGAUGCAGCGCGGGGUCAUGGGACACGUCGGUGCUCAGGCUGCGGGGACGACCGAGAGGGACGAUUUCGUCCCGGGGGUUGCAGCAACAGGCAUCAAAGGGCUGAUUGGGACGGAGUCGCCAUCACAGCAGAUACUGGCGUGGAUACUAGGCUUGGUAGUGAUGGGUCCGAUUGUGGCCUGGGCGGCAGAUGUAUUCUGGCGGGCUGUUGAUCUUCCUAUCAUGGAGGCAGCCCGACGGAUCGAGGGGUGGUGCUCCGAGAAGUAA
Molecule: messenger RNA, 1416 nt
Organism: Verticillium alfalfae VaMs.102
Lineage: Eukaryota; Fungi; Ascomycota; Sordariomycetes; Glomerellales; Plectosphaerellaceae
Exons: 1
Coding region: 1-1416 (471 amino acids)
Biological process (GO): polysaccharide biosynthetic process
Cellular component (GO): membrane
Molecular function (GO): acyltransferase activity, transferring groups other than amino-acyl groups
Source: RefSeq, a predicted model, not a curated record